GAUACUUUAAUUUUCCGUCAUAAUCAGCAAAAAAAAAAAAACGAAAAAAAAGACAGUUUUUUUUUAACUCGGAAUAAGAAAUUUUAAUUAACGGUAAAGAACGGAAUUAAAGAACAUUUAUAGACCGGUAUAAAUCCUGCUAUAUAAUACAAAUUAUCUUCACCAAUUGUUUCAUUUUUAUUAAAAUGAACUCAAUGUGGAGGCUUUUACUUCUAAGUUUACUAGUAAACUUAUGCAGUCAUCGUAUUGAGGGUGCCAAAUCGAAAAAACGGGACGCACCUCUUCCAUCGAACAGUUAUUUGCCACCUGCUCAACAAGGACCUCCACCAAAUUCAUACUUACCACCUCCGUCUGGACCGGUGCAACCACCGUCAACCAGUUAUGGUGUUCCGUCUGGACCUGCUCCUGUACCAUCUGGAGGUGGUUAUUCAACAAGAGUUUCAAAAGGUCCAUCAACGAGCUAUGGCCCGCCACCGUCCCCACCACCAUCUUCAAGUUAUGGUCCUCCUCCACCCCAGAAACCAUCACCAAGCUACGGUCCUCCACCAUCACCAAGUUAUGGUCCGCCGCCAGCUCCAAAACCAAGUUACGGACCACCACCUGCACCAAAGCCCAGUUAUGGUCCUCCACCAUCGCCACCAAAAGCAAGUUACGGUCCACCACCUGCCCCGAAGCCCAGCUACGGACCACCUCCAGUACCAAAACCUAGCUAUGGACCUCCCCCACCAGCACCAAAACCCAGUUAUGGACCUCCACCAGCACCUAAACCAAGUUAUGGUCCACCACCAAAAGCAAGCUACGGUCCACCACCUGCUCCAAAACCUAGCUACGGACCACCACCAUCGGCGCCAAAACCUAGUUAUGGACCCCCACCACCAGCACCAAAACCUAGUUACGGACCUCCGCCAGCACCUAAACCUAGUUAUGGGCCCCCACCGGCACCAAAGCCUAGUUAUGGACCCCCUCCAGCACCUAAACCUAGUUAUGGACCACCACCGGCACCAAAACCUAGUUACGGACCUCCGCCGGCUCCUAAACCAAGCUACGGCCCGCCACCACAACCUCCGAAGCAAAGUUAUGGCCCGCCUCCUAGAGCUCCAAAGCAAAGCUACGGACCACCACCAGCACCACCAAAGGGCAGUUAUGGACCUCCGCCGCCAGCCCCAAAACCGAGUUACUUGCCACCUCCACCAGCGCCUAAACCAAGUUAUGGACCACCACCUGCCCCAAAACCACCACAAACCUAUGGUCCUCCUCCAUCACAACCAGCACCUACACCCCCAGAAAGUUAUGGACCUCCACCAGCUCCUCCACCGCAAAGCUAUGGCCCACCACCACCUCCGCCAUCUCCUCCAGCACAAAGUUAUGGACCUCCACCAUCUCCACCCGCACAAAGCUAUGGACCACCACCUGCUCCACCAGCCCCACCUUCACCAAGCUAUGGUCCACCACCUGCAGCUCCUCCACCGCAAAGUUAUGGGCCACCCCCUUCUCCGCCAUCACAGAGUUAUGGACCUCCACCAUCCCCACCAUCUCCACCACCACAAAGCUAUGGUCCACCACCAGCACCACCUGCCCCACCUUCUUCAAGUUAUGGCAUACCCAUUUCAUCUGCUCCUUCUGGUCCAUCUGUAUUUAGUUAUUCAUCACCAACGUUCACUUUGUCAGCCCCAUCUGGACCAUCUUCGAGUUUUUCAACUGGGUCAGGUAUAUCUUUUGGAUCUGAUGGUUAUAGCUUCUCAUCUCCAUCGGGACCUUCAGGACCAUCCGGAUUUUAUGAAGCACCAACAAGUAUUGGAACCAGUUUUGGUAACGAUAUUGGAAGCAGUUUUGGUUUCAGUGUACCUGAAACAAUACCACAAAGUUAUUCAGAAGAUGGUGGCUAUAAAUAUAAAAAAAGAAAAUAAAUUUAAUUUACAAAAUUAGAACAUUAUUACAAUUAUUGAAUAUUACAAUAAGAGU
This is a messenger RNA of Condylostylus longicornis, 1962 nucleotides long. RefSeq lists its product as uncharacterized. The transcript has 7 exons. Bases 186 to 1907 code for a protein of 573 amino acids. The record is from RefSeq and is a predicted model, not a curated record. NCBI's taxonomy places the organism in Eukaryota, Metazoa, Arthropoda, Insecta, Diptera, Dolichopodidae.